Molecule: messenger RNA, 1703 nt
Organism: Seriola aureovittata
Lineage: Eukaryota; Metazoa; Chordata; Actinopteri; Carangiformes; Carangidae
Gene: twist1a
Product: twist family bHLH transcription factor 1a
Exons: 2
Coding region: 601-1176 (191 amino acids)
Biological process (GO): regulation of transcription by RNA polymerase II; developmental process
Molecular function (GO): protein dimerization activity; RNA polymerase II transcription regulatory region sequence-specific DNA binding; DNA-binding transcription factor activity, RNA polymerase II-specific
Source: RefSeq, a predicted model, not a curated record
AUGAGUCUUAACAUGGUCUCAUUUAUUGUCAAGGUUCAUUUUAUAGACUUUCAAAAGCAUUGUUCUGUUUAAUUCAGCCUACAGUAAUUUCAAGUUAGUAGUGAGUGGGUGUUAGAAAAAAAACAGCAUUACGCAUUUGGGGCAGAAAUAAAUUGGGGUGGGGGAAAAAAAACUCAUCCUUAAAAGUGGGACCGCUUAGCCUUUGCAAAAAUUUACACCUAUGAUUCAAUAACACCGCCCCAAUACUACACCCCCUUCAAUCUUGUGUAAAAAGGAGCCUGCAUGUCUUAAACUCUAUUCCUAAUAUUAUAGCUAGUCCUCUCCUUCUCCUGCAGUAUUAUGUUACACCCCUCCUCACCCAAUCACAGCGCUCCCCAAAAUCCUCCUGCCCGCUCCUAUAAGAGCCCCGGUCGUCCCAGUCUGGCAGCCACCUCUCCCUCUCCGUGGCGCACGAGAUUUACCGUAAUACCAACCCACACCCCACUGCAGGCCACACUCCUCAUUACCUGUCCUGUUUGUUGAUGUUGUAACCAGUUCAGGGGAUUCGGGUCAGGGGUUAUAACGGUCCUUAAAGACCACAGAAAAGUUUUGGAAAAGACGAUGCGGGAAGAGGACUCCUCCCCAAUGGACAGUGCGGGGAACAGUGAGGAGGAGACCGAUCGUCAGCUGCCGCGGAGAGGCGCGAGGAAGCGGCGGGCGGCACGAAGGAACACGGACGCAGAGGAGGACGAGGAGGAGGAGGAGGAGGGAGACGUGGAGAUUCCGAGCUCCGGGAAGAAGAAAUGCAGAAAGAGCUGCGAUGGUGGAGGCGGGAGCGCCGGGAGCACCGGGAGCGGUGACAGCGAGGCCAGCAGCAGCCCCGCGCGCUCCUUCGAUGACCUACAGACGCAGCGCGUGAUGGCCAACAUCCGCGAGCGGCAACGGACACAGUCUCUCAACGAGGCAUUCACGUCGUUACGUAAGAUCAUUCCCACCCUCCCGUCGGACAAACUCAGCAAGAUCCAGACGCUGAAGCUGGCGGCCCGGUACAUCGACUUCCUGUGCCAAGUUCUCCAGAGCGACGAGCUGGACGCGCGAGGAACCAGCUGCAGCUACGUGGCGCACGAGCGCCUGAGCUACGCGUUCUCGGUCUGGAGGAUGGGGGGCGCGUGGUCCCUGUCUACUACGUCCCACUAGCAGGGCUGCUGCGGAUGGGACAGCACGGUUAUCCAGACUGUGGAACCGGUGGAUCAGGCCAACCCUUCAGAUAGACUGACACAGGCCAAACGCAGCUGAGGCCCAGGCACAGCCGCUGUGCAUCAGGCCUGAGAGGAGAGCGGGCUUUUCAUAUUUCCCUCUUCCCUUUGCAUGGACUAUAAUGUUUGCAAGGGAGCACUUAGGACAGACAUGAUGGAUAUGAAGAAAUAGAGAGACCACUGCGACGAUGAAUGUUGUAAAAAAACGAAAAUGAGCUCUGAGGGACUGCUCAGUUUUGAAAUAUGAGUGAAAAAUGAACAAUUCAUUCCACAUUUCCUGUGACAAUGUUUCACAGCAAAUUACAUAUUUUGUAUUUAUUUUUGUACACAGGUUCGAAAUUCCUUUUCCCCUCUCAAAUAAAAGUUAUUUAUUUUUGGGAUAUCACAGAAUGCUGAAUGGAUCUGGAGUCUGCGCAUUUUGAAUGUUGUAAAUAUUUGGCAAUAUAUUGAAUAAAAAAAAUGAAGGUA